UGAUUGUCAACUUCCCUUCAAAUACUUGAAGCUUCAAUUGCUCGUCACCCACCCCGAAGUCCUUCGACUCGUUACCACAGCACCCCACAUCCACAGCUACUACCACACCGAUUGGCAUACAAGCUACCCCACCAUGAGAACCCACAACAUCCUCAUCGUCGGCGCCAACCGCGGACUCGGCGAGGCCCUUGCUCUCCAGUACAAGCACGAAGGCAAGAACGUCUAUGCGACAGCCCGCCACACGGCACCCCUCGCCACCCAUGGCAUCCACUGGAUCCCCAACAUCGACAUCACGCGCGAGAAUGCCGGCCGCCUCAUUGCUAUGCAGUAUGACUCCGAGAGCAUCGACCUGCUUAUCAUCUGCGCGGGCUACUUUGCUAAGGAGAAGCUCGACGACCUCGACUACGAUCGCCAGGUGACCAUGUACAAGACGACUGCGAUUGGACCAACGUUCCUCAUCCAGCACCUCAUCAACCACAACCUGCUCAAGAAGGAUAGUCGCGUCGUGCUCGUAGGCGGCGAGAGCGGCAGCAUUGCGUUGCGGCACAAGGUCGAGGGCGGCGGCAACUACGGCGGUCACGGGAGCAAGGCGGCCCUCAACAUGGUCGGAAAGCUGCUAAGCAUUGACCUGGAGAAGAAGGGUAUCGCCGUUGCAGUCGUACAUACGGGAUACCUACGGAAGCAGAACAAGGAUGGUUUCUUCGAAUCGGGAGGCCCAGAUGCCGUCAAGCCCGACGAAGCAGCCCAUCACCUCCGCGACUGGAUCUCUACCUUCGAUAUGAGCAAGACCGGCCAAUUCUGGUCUGUCCGGGGCGCCGCUGGCAUCCGAUCCGCCGAGCACGUGCUUGGGCAGAAGCACGAGGAAGAUCUCUCGGCGCCCAUGCAGCUACCAUGGUAGAUUGCCUACUUGAAUUCAUCGCAGCGGUUGACCAGACACAUCUGGGCGCGCGGCAUGGGCGGCAUUUGCAGGCGUUAUCGGGAACAGAAUAUAUGGGUUGACGAAGUCACGACGUGGAUACCACCCGCAGCAGUAGGAUAUCCAAGGCUGAAGCAUGGCAUAGAGUAGUGGAUUUAAUGAGCAUUAUGUACUAUUCGAUAGAGUCUCGACUGGGUAUCCACGUCUUGAGCGUACAUAGUCCUUACGGGAGAAACAAAAAGCCAUUGUCAUCGUCGUGGUCUCUAGUAUGGAGGCCUGCAUCAUCGCGUUGUUAGGCAUAAGUCCCUAGCGUGCACUGCCAUUUUCGACCAACGCACUCAUUCCUAUUUCCUCUUCAAAAGAAAGCUUAGGCCGGCAUUUUACGUGCGGAAAGGGCCUACGUUGCA
Molecule: messenger RNA, 1323 nt
Organism: Trematosphaeria pertusa
Lineage: Eukaryota; Fungi; Ascomycota; Dothideomycetes; Pleosporales; Trematosphaeriaceae
Product: NAD(P)-binding protein
Exons: 3
Coding region: 134-898 (254 amino acids)
Molecular function (GO): oxidoreductase activity, acting on the CH-OH group of donors, NAD or NADP as acceptor
Source: RefSeq, a predicted model, not a curated record